Messenger RNA from Vigna radiata var. radiata (mung bean), 3752 nucleotides. RefSeq lists its product as uncharacterized. The coding region runs from base 534 to 1376 and encodes 280 amino acids. The transcript has 9 exons. Gene Ontology annotation, molecular function: sequence-specific DNA binding. The record is from RefSeq and is a predicted model, not a curated record. Gene Ontology annotation, cellular component: snRNA-activating protein complex. Gene Ontology annotation, biological process: snRNA transcription by RNA polymerase II; snRNA transcription by RNA polymerase III. Lineage: Eukaryota; Viridiplantae; Streptophyta; Magnoliopsida; Fabales; Fabaceae.
UAAUUUUUAUCCAACUAUAAAGACAUGUACCCAGACCCGAUACCCGAAUUUGCAGAAUCAGUUAGUGCAUGCAAUUUGCUGUGAUUAUUUUCUUUAUAUUAAGUGAAUAUAUAUAUCGAAGGAGACCCUCAAAGUUCCAAACUGACCUAUUCUCAGAAGCUUUCGGUGGACGAGGACGAGUUCGGGGAUGAUCUCGAUGCAGUUGUAGCCAUUUGCACUCAGGUUUGGCUCUGUCUUCAGAUGGGGCUGCCACAUUCGAUCCACACCACAUAAUAUCAGUUUAUAUUGGUUAUAUUUGGACGAAUAAGAAACGGGAGAAGGUAUGGUGACGUUGCUCGCUACCUAUAAACUCUGACUGGCUACAGAUGCUCACUCAGUACAAACUACUGAAUCAGUUAGUCUUAGUCAGGUCAUAGUUUAAAAUAUUUGAUUGGGUUUUGGAUAAAAUCAAAUCUAGAUUAUCCCCCAUGUAUUAAGCAAGGAUUGGAAAACGUACAUCGGUGUAUUGCAGGUGCAAAUUAGGGUUCUUAAUCAUGAAUAUCGAUAUUGAUUAUUUCAAGUUGGACAUUGAUGAACUUAUUGGUGAAUUCACUCAGAAUGUGUCAACAACUUUGGCUGACAUGAAAAGAGUAUGGCUUUCGAGGAAGUUCUCCUACAUAUAUGAAGCUUGUCCUUCUACCAACCUGGCCUUCUUUAUGCAAUCAUUGUAUGCUCAUUGUAUAGGUUACAUUGUUGGUACUGCUUCUUUAUCACACAGAUUAGGCGGCUUUUAUUGCCUCUACUGUCUUUACGAGACUCAACCCUUUAAUCCUUCUUUUAAGGUCUACCUAUCUCUUGAGGAAUUAAAGAAACUUAGAAUACUUGUGGCUGAUGCCAAAGCCAAUGAUAUUAAAGCGGUACCUGCUAUAGUAAAGAGAAUGCUCGAAAGAAAUGUUUUCCUUUUUGGCUCUGUCGACUUGAUUGAAGGCAGUGUUGCAGAGACUGUAAACCAACUCCAACAAAUACAGAAUGCCCGUAUUCAAGUUGCAUAUGACAAGUUAUUUGACAGCUCUUCAAUUGAUAAAUAUAUUCAGAUGGACCUUGGCGUGGAAGUUGAACUCAAUUUGCUUAAGAACAAGUCAUUGGGAUAUGCUGCGGCCAAGAAUGUGGCCAUUCAAGAGGCAAGCGGUAUUUUAGACGUUGAAAACAUAAAGCACAUACAAGAAGAUAAGCAACUGAUUGUAGAUGUAGUAGAGAAGGUUGCUAAUGACUGGCAUGCCCAGAAACAAGCAUUUUAUAAACAAACAGGAUUGGGGGAGGACGAUGAAUAUGAGAAGGAACUGGAGCAAUUACUUCUAGAUCAUCAUCCACAUAGUGGAGAUUCUAACCAAGAUUGAAGACUAUUGAAAGUAAUCAAAGUUUAUGUAUUUGUUUCAUUGACAGUUUUAACUGUCUUUUGUCCUUUAGACAGUUUUUAUUAGAGACUCUUGCUUUCAUGUAAUGCAGUUUUUCAGUUUUUUAUGUAUGACAGUAACUUUUGUUUCUCUCCAAAUCCUGUCUUCUCUGCAUAAGGUGUGUGUGUGUGUAUGCUAAUGGUUUUUAUCUUAAGCCCAACAGUUUUUUGUAUUGAGAGCCAAGUUCUAAACCUGUGUGAGGAAGAGUAAAAGUGCAUUACUGUGAGUACAGAUAUGGCUACAACGGAUGCCACACCAGGGAAUCUUCCUGUGUUUGAUGGGCAAGGAUAUGAUGAUUGCUGCGUGAAGAUAGAGGCUAUCUCUGGCUUCCAAGAAGUUAAUGAUAUUGUGAAUAUUGGCUUCCAAGAACCUCCCAAGAAAGCUCUGGAGGAUCAGCAACAGACUUAUAAGGCGAACAAAAAGUUGGAUUGCAAAGCAAAUAUGGGAUAUGUUGCAACAGACGUAUAUGGAUGCUUGCAAACCUAAGAAGGUACAUUUGCAAUCCAGGCGGAAACAAUUUGAACUCUUCUCUAUGACUGAUUAAAAAUUGAUUGCUGAGUAUUUUAACAAGAUUCAAACCAUUUUUAAUGGUAUGCGUGCAUGUGAUGAGACUGUGGAAGAUAUCAAAAUUAUUGAGAAGGUGCUUCAUACCUAACCAAGAUUUGGCCAUAUCAUUGUGCCCAUAGAAGAAUCGAAGGACUUGGAGGCAAUGUCUUUUGGGGAGUUACAGAACUCUCUUGAAGCUAAUGAGCAGAGAGUGGUUGACAGAAAGAAUAGUGAAAGAGCAGUAGAGCAAGCUCUACAGGCCAAAACUGGUCAGAGUAGCAAGGGGCGUGGUGGCUGGAAUAUGAGAGGCAGAGAGAGAUUCAGAGGCAGAAGAAAUGGAGACAAAAACAGUGAUUUUGUUUCUCAGGAACACUCCUCUAAUAGUGGCUGUGAUAGGAAAGAAGGCACUUAAUAUAGAGGGUGAGGAAGAGAUGGCAAGAAGAAAGUGGAUUAGAGGAGAAAAUUCGGUGCUACAAUUGUAAUAAAUGGGGUCACUAUUCGUAUGAGUGUUGGCAAGAUAGUGGAAACAGAAAGGGAAAGAAGAAUGAUGAAGCAAAUCUGGUGCGAGAGAAGAUGGGUCUGAUUCAGACCAAGUCUUGUUGAUGGCAACCACAGCCACCAACGAAGACUGCACAUCCUGGUAUUUAGAUACAGGAUGCUCAAACCUCAUGACUAGGAAUAGGAACUGGCUGGUUGAUCUCAAUCCGUGCGUAAAGAAUAAUGUGAAAUUUGCAGAUAAUGGCAUAAUUGUGGCUGGAAGCAUAGACAAGGUGCUGAUCAAACGAAAAGAUGGAAAAUCAACCUUCAUGAAUGAUGUGUUGUAUGUUCCCACCAUGAGAAAAAUGUACUCAGCUUGGGACAAUUGUUGGAAAAGGGCUACACAAUGAACAUGCGGUGGAAUCAUAUCGAAAUCUUUGAUUCCAAGAACAGAUUAUUGAUCAAGGCACCACUGUCAACCAAUAGAACUUUUAAGUUGAAUUUGGAAGCCACUGAAAUUCAGUGUUUAUCAGCCACCACUUUUGAGGAGCAGAAUUGGUUGUGGCAUUAUAGAUGUCACAUUUUAAACUUUAAAAGUUGAAAUCAGCUGAGUAGCAAACAAAUGGUGUGUGGUAUGCCACCAAUUUGUCCACCUUUGAAGACUUGUGAAGGGUGUGUUGUAGGGAAACAACCAAGGAAGGUCUUCAAAGUCACUGCACCUCAUAGAUCGAAGCAACCACUUGGAGUGGUCUAUUUGGAUGUGUAUUGGUCAAUUGACACAACAACUCUUGGAGGUAAACAGAUAUUUUGUUUCCUUUGUAGAUGAACUUACAAGGAAAAUCUGGAUAUACUUGAUAAAGGAGAAAAGUGAAGUGUUUAUUGACUGGAUAUAAGCUUUGGAGUAGGCAUUAUAAGCAGGUUCAUGCACAAGCCGUGAGCCCCUCACAUGGCUGCUGCAAAAUACAUUCUGAGAUACCAAAAGGGUACAGUUGGUUAUGGUCCAUUGUUUCCUAAAGGUAUUGAUAAUAGUGCAGCUACUUUGGAGGCCUUCUCUGAUUUGGACUGGAGUGGUGGCAAGGUAGAGAGGAAGAGCACGUAUGACUCUGGUGGGGGUGUGUAUGCUACUAUUUUUUAUCUUAAGCCCAACAAAGACAACAAUAUGAGGCGUAGGAGGGGUUACUUAAUGGUUAGGGGAUUCAUAGGGAGUCUCAAAGAAGUAAUGUGUUUUACUUUUUUCCUGUUACCAAAUGAAACAAAAUUGAUCGUAUAAUGUUUAAUUUCAUUAUUCUAUGUUAA